This is a messenger RNA of Notothenia coriiceps (black rockcod), 2575 nucleotides long. RefSeq names its product ankyrin repeat and sterile alpha motif domain containing 3 (gene anks3). The transcript is spliced from 16 exons. Bases 474 to 2390 code for a protein of 638 amino acids. NCBI's taxonomy places the organism in Eukaryota, Metazoa, Chordata, Actinopteri, Perciformes, Nototheniidae. The record is from RefSeq and is a predicted model, not a curated record. Gene Ontology annotation, cellular component: cilium. Gene Ontology annotation, molecular function: protein binding.
CACACCAAACAAAAAAGUUUCACCGCUGAGAACUAACUCUAAAUUACCUGCUGAAUAUUUAGGAGAACAAUGGUCACUAUGGUAAAGUAUGGUAAAUACAGAGAGAGGGAGUGGCAGCUUUUGUUAUGUUAAAAAAAAUAGGACAUUUUAAAGAGAGAUGUGUUGUUGAAGAGUAGGCGACACCUCAGGGGGACCUCCUACUUUAUUUAAUGUUAAAAUAAAUGGAAUCAAAUGUUUGUAAAUAUGCUAUUAAAAAUGUUUCCAAGACAAGACGUUGUGGAAAAGAGGGAGAGAUGUAAAUCAUGGUUCUGAAAAUACAUGAUGUGAUUCUAAGGAAAGGAUGUCUAAUUGAAAUAUCCGGGACAAAAUUGGGAGUAACUCAGGGGAAUGUAAUCUGAAAAUGAAAAGGAUUAUUUGUGUAUGCAUUAUAAACUUAACUGGUCUUUUAGCUGUGUGGAGGGAGGAGGUAGAAGAUGUCUGAGCUCAGUGAUGAAGCCAGUGAGUCGGACCAGCUGGGGGCCAGCCUCUCCAUGUGGCUCGGAGACUUCCUGGUCCUUCCCGAGGAGCUGGACGUCCCUUUGGACCUCCACACCGCCUGCUCCAUCGGCCAGUACGACGUGGUGUCAGGGUGCAUCAAAGAGCGUGAGGUGGACCUGAAUGGUAAGAACAUUGGAGGAUGGACCCCAGUGAUGUAUGCCUCUUACAUCGGCCAUGACAACAUCGCAAAUCUCCUCCUGGAGGCCGGUGUGAAUGUGAAUGCUAUGACUGCCAAAGGUCUGACCCCCCUGAUGUUGGCAGCCAGCUGUGGGAAUGAGAGCAUCGCAUACUUUCUGCUACAGCAUGGCGCUGAGUUGGAGCUGAAGGACACUCGAGGCUGGACGGCUCUGUUCCACUGCACCAGCACCGGACACCAGCAGAUGGUCCGCUUCCUGCUGGAUAACAACGCUGACGCCAAUGUCAAGGAGCCAUUGUCUGGUUUCACCACCCUGAUGGAGGCCGCGGCUUCUGGACAUGAAAUCAUUGUUCAGUACCUGCUCGAUCAUAAAGUUAAAAUAGAUGAACGCAACUCUAAAGGAGAGACGGCCCGAGCCCUCGCCAUGCUGUACGGCUACACCAAGAUCGUCAGCCUCAUCGACUCACGCUCUCCUAGGAUCAAACCUGGACAUUUUGAGGACCUGAGCUCCUCUGAGGACUCGGACAGCGCCCCGCCGCGGGUCAGGCCGAGUCGAACCCGAGCUAAAGGCGUUAGCAUCCAUGACGGACCCAAGGCCAUCGACAAGUUCCGAGUAGGAGGCUCCAGCAAACUGUGUGAGCCUCCUGCAGCAGCGCCAGGCUACGUUGCGUUGGGUGACAUCGGCGAACAAAGCGACGGCAUCUGUUACCGUGACGUGACCUCGCCCAUCAACGAGCUGGACGGCCAGAGCAGCAACAGCAGCAGAGACGACAGUCCAUUCCUAGACAACGACAUGCCGACCAUGAAGAGCAGCAGCAGCAGCAGCGAGGGUCUUCCUCACGUCGUGGACCUCAGCUGGGAGGGCUCGGUGGAGAGCAACGAGGACUCUGACUCGUGCAAGAAGAGCGUCUCUCGCAGAGUGAACAAGGGCCAUCACUCAAAAGGAAAGAGUCGCCAUGGCGGCAGCGAUUCAGGAAACAGUGCGAUGCUCUCACAAGUCGUUCUCCCUCCUUCAUACUCUGGUCCAAAGGAUCUGACAGAGUUCCUGGAACAAAUCGGUUUCUCUAAGUAUCUCCCCGUGCUCGAGGAGCAGGACAUCGACCUGCGGAUAUUUCUCACGCUGACUGAAAAUGAUCUCAAAGAAAUAGGGAUCACACUGUUUGGACCAAAGCGACGGAUGGCCUCGGCGAUAGCGAGGUGGCACAGCAGCGCCCGCCCCCCCGGCGACGCUCUGGAACAGGCGUACGCCGACAAGCUGGAAGCGGAGAUGCAGGAAAUGGCCAUCCAGCUCCACAAACACUGUGAGGAGGCGGAGAGCCUGCAGAGCCAGGUGUCUCAGGAGAAGGAGCUGCGCACCGUGAUGGAGGGAUGUCUGAUGGAGGACAAGAUGGCGUGGAGCAGGGUCCACGGAGAGCUGGUGGAGAACCACCGGCUCUCUCAGGAGAUGAACGCCACGCUCGCCAGGACCCGGGCCUGCAGCGCUGACCUGCUCGUCUGCAUCGCUGCUGACAGCUCGUAUAGGGGCGCGGAAGAUCAAACUAAUGGUGACAACGGUGUGAAAGCCGGGGAGGGCCUGACUCGCUCCGCUGUGGCAGAGCUGCUGAAGAAGCUGGAUUCCCAUGAAGAAGAACUGGCGGGGACUCUGCAAACGGUGCUGCAGAGUCUGAGGAGACUGAGCGCCCCCGAAAAAGUCUCAGACAGCUGGGAGCGGCCUUAACUUCAACAGAGGCCUUUGCCAAUCAUUUGACGGAGGGUGAUUUCACCACCCUGAACAAUCUCACUGAAACGAGAGAAGGCCAAAGACGAGGCCGGGCCUGAGCGGCUCGGAGAGAAUCAGCUGACCUGCUGCUCCUCCGCGAUUGGCUGAAGGGACCAGAGCUGGCCAGGUGUGACGGCAGGGGG